Medicago truncatula (barrel medic) is the source of this 2380-nucleotide messenger RNA. RefSeq names its product protein ROOT HAIR DEFECTIVE 3 homolog 2. Gene Ontology annotation, molecular function: GTP binding; GTPase activity. The record is from RefSeq and is a predicted model, not a curated record. The coding region runs from base 147 to 2240 and encodes 697 amino acids. Lineage: Eukaryota; Viridiplantae; Streptophyta; Magnoliopsida; Fabales; Fabaceae. The transcript has 19 exons. Gene Ontology annotation, cellular component: endoplasmic reticulum. Gene Ontology annotation, biological process: endoplasmic reticulum membrane fusion.
UCUUCUAUGUAACGCCCAAUCCACAAAGUUCCAAAACGAAAUGUCUGAACAAUUGCCAUGAGACUUCUUAACCAACGACAUGGAUGUGGGCAUAAAUACACAGCGAAUUAUUUGUUUCAUGUGCCACUCAACUCAUAAUCAUCACCAUGGCAAACACAACAACCGUUGAUGAUUCCUUCGCCAACCAAGUCCAACUUAUCGAUGGUGAAGGAGUUUUCAACGUCACUGGUCUUGAUAAUUUAAUUAAAACUUCAGAUAUGGCCAAUACUGGUCUUGAUUAUGUCGUUGUUAGUAUUAUGGGACCUCAAUCUAGCGGGAAGAGUUCUUUGUUGAAUAAUAUUUUCUGCACUAAAUUCGAGGAGAUGAAUGCUCUUACUUGUAGAUCUCAAACCACCAAGGGUAUUUGGAUAGCUAAGACUGGAAUUAAACCGUGCACAUUUGCUCUGGAUAUAGAGGGUACUGAUGGAAGGGAGAGGGGUGAGGAUGAUACCGCUUUUGAGAAGCAGAGUGCACUUUUUGCUUUGGCACUAUCAAAUAUUGUUCUGAUAAACUUGUGGUGUCAUGAUGUUGGUCGUGAACAAGCAGCCAGUAAACCUCUUUUAAGAACUGUUUUUCAGGUCAUGCUGCGUUUAUUUAGUCCCCGGAAGAUAACUUUGAUUUUUGUGCUACGUGAUAAAACAAAGACUCCGCUGAAGAUUUUGGAGCCUAUUCUAAGAGAAGAUAUUCAAAAGAUUUGGGAUGCAAUUCCAAAACCUCAAGCUCAUGCACACACCCCUCUUCAUGAUUUUUUCAAUGUGGAAGUCACUGCUUUGUCAAGCUAUGAGACCCAAGAGGAGGAGUUCAAAGAGGAGGUUUCUGAGUUACGGGAACAUUUAUACCAUUCUAUAGCAUCUCGUCUCGCUGGUGAUCGGCGCGGUGCUGUCCCCGCAUCUGCUUUUUCUAUUAGUGCACACCAUAUAUGGGAAGUCAUACGAGACAACAAGGAUCUUGAUCUCCCAGCUCAUAAGGUAAUGGUUGCAACUGUGCGUUGUGAAGCUAUUGCAAAAGAAAAGCUUGAUCACCUACGUUCUGAUAAGGGUUUGCUGGAGUUGAAGAAAGCUGCUCAAUCGGGUUCAGCACAAGGCUUUGGAGAAAAAUUGAGCUCCAUUAUUUCUACCUAUCGUUCUCGUUAUGACGAGGAGACGGAGUUCUUUGAUGAAGCUGUGAGAAAUGCAAAAGGGAAGCAAUUUGAAUCAGAUGCAUUGAAUAUAGUGUACCCUGUUUAUACAAAAAUGAUAGAACAUCUAUGCUCUAAAGCUUUAGACGAUUUUAACACCGAGCUGAUUCGAUCACUAAACAGUGGAGAAAGGUUUGAUUCAUCUGUUCGCACGUGGACUCGAUGUAUUAUGGUUGAGUUUGAAAAAGUAUUUGCUGACGUUGCUGUAAGACAGGCAAAUUGGGAUGCUUCGAAAGUGCGAGAUAAGCUUCGUUGUGAUAUCAAUUCACAUGCUUUAUUUGUGCGCAAUGCAAAAUUACCGGAGAUAACAACUAGUUUUGAGAAACAAUUGGCCAAGGCAUUGGCUACACCUGUGCAGUCCCUCUUUGAAAAAGGAGGAAAUGACACCUGGCUUUCAAUAAGAAAUCUUCUUAAAUGUGAAACUGAAGUUGCUGUAUCAGAAUUUGUAGCUCGUGUUGCUGGUUUUGAUCUCGAAAAAGAAACUGUUGAAAAAAUGCAACAAGACUUGAGAGAAUACGCUAGAGAAUUGGUGGUGAAUAAAGCACGAGAAGAAGCUGGAAAGGUUCUGAUUCGUAUGAAAGACAGGUUCUCUACAGUGUUUGAUUAUGACAAUGAUUCCCAGCUUAGGGUUUGGACAUGGGAUAAAGAUAUCAAAGCUAUUAAAAAAGAUGCUUACUCUGCGUCUUUGAAGCUUCUAUCCGAUAUGGUUGCUAUACGCUUGGAUGAGAAGCCAGAUCAAAGAGAAAGAGUACUUGAUUUAAAAUCUUUCCUGUAUACAGAUAGAGAUCUUUAUCUUUAUCUACUGGAUUCAAUUACAUGGAAGGUUUCUCCUGGAGAUAUACUUAUCUCUCCAGGGCAGUGCAAGUCAUUGUGGAGACAAUUACAAGAUGAAACUGUGGAUACAAUUAGACAAGCUAUUGCAGCUAAGAAGGAGGACAAAAAACAAAUGGCAGCUACUGCUCUACAAGUAGCCACAGCGGGUGUAUAUCUAGGGCUCGCCACGAUGGGUGUAUAUCUAGGUUGAGGCUAGAGAACGGAUCAACAUAGGUGUUUCCAUCUGUUCACUUCACUAGUUAUUUGUUAGGAAGUUGACCCUCUUAUUUUAAGCUCUUAGCUUUGUUUUGUCUUUCUAUUCCUGUUUUUGUUUAACUUGAGGGUUUUGGU